AUGUCUGCCUACGAGCACAUUGUCCCCCUCCCUCAAUUCCCAGAACACGAGGACAAGUCUCCAGAGACUGCUCGCCUCAUCGUUAGUCAAUGGCUUGGCGGUUUCCAACAAGCCGUAAGAAACGGCAGUGUUGAUGACCUUGCCGAGUUGUUCAACGAGGAUGCUUGGAUCCGAGACUUUUUGACAUUUUCAUGGGACUUUCGCACAAUCCAAGGGUCCAACAAGGUAUCGGCCUACAUCAAGCAGAGCCAGAAUGCGGCGAGUCUCGUCGCAAUCAGCGCCCGUGACCAUGGGAAAUUCCAACCCAGUUUCAAGACGCCCGCUCCAGGAACUAACUGGAUCGAGUCCAUGUUUGAGUUCGAAACCUCGAUCGGCCGUGGUAAGGGCAUGGUGCGUCUGGUCUCCGGUGACAGGCCCAGUUGGAAGGCCUACCUUAUCAACUUCACUCUCCAAGAGCUCAAAUGUGCCGAGGAGCAAUCCGGGCUACGUCGCCCACACGGAUAUGUUGACCCGCGAGGAGGAACUUGGGGAGAGAGACGAGAGAGGCAGAAAGAGUUUCUAGACGAGGAUCCGACUGUCUUUGUGAUUGGAGCUGGUCAAGCCGGCCUCGAAAUCGCUGUCCGCCUGCGACAUGUUGGACUGCCAACUUUGAUCAUUGACAAAAAUGAGCAAGUUGGUGAUAACUGGCGGCAGCGAUACAGAACUCUUAUGACACACGACCCCAUUCACUACUGCCACCUGCCAUUCAUCCCUUUCCCCUCUGACUGGCCCAUGUUUGUCCCAAAAGACAAAUUGGCCGACUGGCUCGAGUCGUACGCAAAGAUCAUGGAGUUGAACGUCUGGAACAGGACAUUUGUGAAGACAGCCGAGUACGAUGAACAGAACAAGAUCUGGACCGUCACUGUUGAUCGUCAAGGCAAGGAGAGGACUCUCAAGCCUCGGCAUAUCGUCCUUGCAACAGGGCAGUCUGGCGACCCCAUCACCCCAGUGUUUCCUGGUACGGAAUAUUACAAGGGGAUGUUGUAUCACGGUAUCAGCCACAAAGAUGCUACCACUUUUGGUGACUUGAGCCAGAAGAAGGUCGUCGUCGUCGGUUCUGGCAACAGCAGUCAUGACAUCUGCCAGAACUUUUACGAGAACGGGGCUACUCAAGUUACCAUGCUCCAGCGAGGAGGCACAUAUGUCAUCUCAGUGGACAAAGGAGUAACACUCCAGCAUGCGGGAAUGUACGACGAGGAUGGGCCGCCAACUGAAGAUGCAGACAUUUACGCUCAGAGUCUCCCCAUCCCUAUUCAGUUUGCCCUGAAAGUCUUUGAGGCCCAAAAGAUCAGUGAGGUGGACAAGGAGUCACUGGAAGGGCUGGCCAAGGCAGGCUUCCUCGUUGACUCUGGUCCAGACAAGAGUGGCAUCUUUCGCAAGUACAUCACGAAAGGUGGCGGCUACUACAUCGACGUCGGUUGCAGCAAGUUGAUCAUCGAUGGAAAGAUUAAAGUCCGGCAGUGUUCAGAAGGAAUCAAGAACUUUGACGCCGACGGCAUAGUUCUUGCCGAUGGAUCAAGGCUGGAUGCUGACAUUGUUGUGCUCGCAACUGGCUACGAUGGUAUGCGAAGCACAGCGCUGAGGGCGUUGGGGAAGAAGGUUGCUGAUAGACUUGAUGAUAUCUGGGACUUGGAUGAACAAGGUGAAAUCAGAUCGAUGUGGCGAUCUAGUGGUCACCCUCACUUUUGGUGCAUGGGAGGUAACCUGGCUUUGUGCCGUAGUUACUCGCGGCUUCUUGCCCUUCAGAUCAAGGCGGUGGAGGAGGGGUUGUUCAAGCAGUGA
Fusarium vanettenii 77-13-4 is the source of this 1821-nucleotide messenger RNA. RefSeq lists its product as uncharacterized. Bases 1 to 1821 code for a protein of 606 amino acids. The record is from RefSeq and is a predicted model, not a curated record. Gene Ontology annotation, molecular function: flavin adenine dinucleotide binding; monooxygenase activity. Lineage: Eukaryota; Fungi; Ascomycota; Sordariomycetes; Hypocreales; Nectriaceae. The transcript has 4 exons.